UUAAUUAUAUUCAGAUACAAGAUAUAAAAUAUUUGUGGAGUUUCAAACUUUUUGGAGGUUAUGUGCAAUAUGGGCUGGUAUUAAGUUUGUAAUAUGGGCUAGCCCAUAUUUGUAGCAAUAAUAGAAAUCGAGAACUUUGUUUUAGAAUGACACGCAGAAAAGUUAUUGUAAGCCGCAAGUUCAGCGCCAAGAAACGGAAGACAUGGGAUGUAGACCAUGUGAAAAGGGCUGUUCGAGCGGUAAGAGAAAAAACGAUGGGAACUCUAAAGGCAGCUAAAACUUUUGGCGUUCCAAGGACUACAGUUCAGCGAUUGGCCAAAAUGGACCAUCUUAGCGUAGAAGAGGCUGUUCAGAUCAAAUUAGGGCGAGGUACAAUGCCAGCAAAUACGAUCAAUGGAUAAGGCCGACAGAGCGUGCUAAAUUUAUUAAAGUGUUUCCAGGAAACGAAUGAAAACAGCGGUCCUCUGUUACCCACUUCAUGCGUACUGGAGAGAGUAGCAGAUGCGUUGAAGAUUAGUCUGUGCACUGUUCCGUCCAUGGUACGGUGACUCGAUCUGUUCACUAUUUCAUAUGGCGUUGAUGAGG
Messenger RNA from Acanthoscelides obtectus, 585 nucleotides. NCBI's taxonomy places the organism in Eukaryota, Metazoa, Arthropoda, Insecta, Coleoptera, Chrysomelidae. The record is from the annotation of a GenBank genome assembly.